GGGGGACAAAAGGCGUUUUCCUUCCUAUUAUAAAUGAUUUAUUAACAGUAGUGGGUUUUCAUAAGGUUGCCGGUAAAGAAGCCGGUAAAUAAACAAGUCUCUGUCGGCAUGAAUCUCGGGGACGGCCUGCUGUUUGAACUUGAAAAUGGAAAACCCAAGUUGAUUGUACUCAGUCAUGGUGUUGAGAAGAAUCCAGUAAAGCUGACCCUCAGGCCCAGAGCGGCUAACAUCCUGAGCCCCAGGCAGCCGUCCUGUGUGGAGGAAGUGCAGGUGGAGCGUCCAGCCAGGCAGAAGGCAGGGAAGCACAGACACACUCGGGUCAAGGCAGGAGGAGCAGCAGCAGCACCUUCCUUUACCUCCAGCGCCACUGCUGAUGGGGGAAUAAGCACCUCACUGACAGUAUCCAAAACACGGGAGCAUCACACAGCAGAGGGCGACGCUAAAGCUGAACCCAAGGUGAAGUCAGACAGACACCAGCAGAGCUCCACUGUUGGAUCCCAGAGAGCUGCUGGGAAAAAAGGACAGCUUCAGACUCGAGGUGGUGGAAAGGCGCGACUAAAGGACACGCUGGCCAAUGGGGACGCAGGGCUGAAGGAAAGCGUGGUGUGUCUGACUAGUGAGCAGCUGCAGCGCAUCCUCAACACCGUCCAGACCUCUAGCAAUGGCCAAAACCCACCAGAGGACCACAGGACACAGGGGACUGAGAGAAAUGAAGCAGACUCAAAAUCUGUCUCUUUGGUCAAUGAUCGAGGAGGAGGAGAGAUAAAGGAGGAUGAUGGAGGAGGAGGAGGAGGAGAAAUGAAGAAGGGAGGAGGAGUAACUGAUAGAGCUGGAACCUCACAGGAUAAAGACAACAGGUCGUCUGGAUGUAUGCUCAGCUGGCUGGAGGAGCGACAGUCGGAGAGCAGAGCUGCCGUGGACGCCAAGAAGGCUCAGUGGAGGAGAGAACUAAAUGAGCAGGUGGCUCUGAAGCAGCAGCAGCAGCGUUCAGCUCCUGGCAGACUGCAGGCUGAGGAGGACGCAGAAAGUGUGUUAUCAGUUCGGAGCUCAUUGAGCCACAGAGAGCAGCCUGCAGCCAUCAGAUCCAGCCUCAGACUUGGGGAGUUCACUCCUAUGGAGGAGGUGCUGAGUGUGGGGAAGAAAGAGGAGCAGAGGAGACGCUGGCUGGAGGAGCUGGACCGACAGAGAGACGAGAUGACUGAACGCAGGAGACGAGAGAAAGUUCUGCAGAACCAGACGGAGGACCACGAGCUCUGGGCCACGCACUUCGACUCUCUGCAGAGGAGACCACCUCUUCCGGUCCAGACUGCAGCUCCUUCAGCUCCUCCUGCAGCUCCUCACUGUGACUCUGAGCGGGGGGAGUGGGAGCCCUCCUCCAGCCUGUCGCUGGUCUGGGAGGCUACGAGCAGCUGUGGAGCGGAGAGCAUCGGAGGAGCCAGCAUAGACACGACCAGCGGACACCCGACCAAAACCAGCUAUCUGAGAACCAUGACCGCCCUGCUCGACCCCGUCCAGAUCGAGGAGAGAGAGAGGAGGAGGCUCAAGCAGCUGGAGCAGCAGCGAGCGAUCGAGGCCCAGGUGGAGGAGCGGCGGCGGCAGAGGGAGCAAGAGGAGGCAAGGAGGAGAGAGGAAGAGGAGGAGGAGGAGAGGAGAGUGGCACUGGAGAGGGAGAUGCUGCAGAGACAGUACGAGCUGGACACACUGAGGGAGAAGCAGAAGGAGGAGCCGAGCCUUGAGGCAGAGGAGCCAAACGAAGGUCAUGAUUAUGGAAAUCUGCAGGAGCCGCAGGAGCCCCGAGCAGUUUCCAGACAGACUGAGUGUGUUGAGGAGAAGGUCAGCAGUCCAGUCUUCCCAUUAAAAGACACUGCUGUACAGACAGAAGAAGCUGCUCCUCUUCAGAUUCCUGAAGUCUCUGCACAGAACCAGCCGCCUCCUUCUCUGCCUGCUGCUCCUCCGAACAACAGGAACCGAGCUGGAAGGACAGGCAAGGAGAACAUCUGUCGGCCAGCCGCAGGAGGAGGAAGAGGAAGAGGAGGAGGAGAAGGAGGAGGAGACCCAUAUGAGGCAUUUGCCAGGAGAGAGAAGAGGAGGCCUGAGUGGAACACACAGAGGCCCAGCCGUCGCUUCGUCCCAGCCUCGGAGCGUUACCCGGCCGCUCUGCAGAGGAACAGGCAGGAGAAUCGACUAAAGAGGCAGGCUGAGCUCCUCGCCCUGCAGGAGAAGACCCGUCUGCCCCGAACGGACCCUCCUCCUGCUCCUCAGAACCAGGAGCCUCGUCUCUGCUCCAACCCCUCACAGACCAGAACCAGUUCGGCCAGGAGGGUGGAGAGUGUUUCCAGAGGACAGAGCGUCUCUACAGCCGCAUACACAGAAAGGGGGCGCUCUCCUCCUGUCCCUGCUGUCAGACACACUGUGCAGAGCCAGCAGGCCUCCACCUCUCCUCCUCCGCUAGAGUUCGUUCCUUACGUCCGGACCGACGAAGUCUUCAACCUGAACCCGCUGGAGCCGGCAGACACACCCCCCCCUCACAUUCCCACAGUAGCUCCUCAGAGAUCAGCGUCUCCUCCUCCUCCAUCACAUCGAGACCCCCUCCUCCACCCGGAGCUGCUCCGAAACUCACACACACACCGACAGCAGGAGAUCCUCAGAGGACUGGCCCAACUACGGCAGGGUUUACUACAGAAGCAGAGGGAGCUGGAGACGGAUCUGAACCCUCGACUGAAGCGCCAUGACAACAAGCUCCGGUCGCCCUCGACAACGCACCAUAUGUGACCUCUGGCGACUGAAAUUUCACACCUGGCUGCUCCGUGUGUGUGUGUGUGUGCGUGUGCGUGUGCGUGUGUGUGUGUGUAAUGACACGGACGAGUUCACCUCAACGGGAGCGUUCUCAACUCACCUGGAGAUCAUAAAGCAGACCGUAGCAGUACAGGAUAUUGUAAUGUCCCAGA
Scomber japonicus (chub mackerel) is the source of this 2948-nucleotide messenger RNA. It is a transcript of the gene ccdc66, whose product is annotated as coiled-coil domain containing 66. Gene Ontology annotation, molecular function: microtubule binding. The coding region runs from base 109 to 2772 and encodes 887 amino acids. The record is from RefSeq and is a predicted model, not a curated record. Gene Ontology annotation, biological process: cilium assembly. The transcript has 21 exons. Gene Ontology annotation, cellular component: microtubule; cilium. NCBI's taxonomy places the organism in Eukaryota, Metazoa, Chordata, Actinopteri, Scombriformes, Scombridae.